This is a messenger RNA of Misgurnus anguillicaudatus (oriental weatherfish), 1612 nucleotides long. It is a transcript of the gene prr15lb, whose product is annotated as proline rich 15 like b. The record is from RefSeq and is a predicted model, not a curated record. NCBI's taxonomy places the organism in Eukaryota, Metazoa, Chordata, Actinopteri, Cypriniformes, Cobitidae.
AGAGAGAGAGAGAGAGAGAGAGAGAGAGAGAGAGAGAGAGAGAGAGAGAAUAAGUGAGGAAACAAGAGAGAUAGUAAGGGAAUAAGAGACAGAAAUAAAACACCUGUACCAUUAGACAUUGCACUCAAUGCUGAUAUUCAGUAGCAGUGAGAUUAAUUAAGAAAAAGGAAGCAAAAAGGUGAGGAGGUGUUAGCAGCUUAAGAGACCGAACCUGAGGAGUGAAGUUAUUGACUCGACACAGUGGGCUGGUUGUCAACACAACAAUGGUUUAACUUCUGAACACCUGUAUACACGUCCAAACCAAGACCACCUUUGAAAGGGUUGAACACGUCUUUUCAGGUUGUCAUCACCCUCGCACCCAUCAUGGCUGACCCUGCGUGGUGGAAGCUCACUUUCCUGCGGAAGAAAAAGUCGGAGGCAAAGGUUUUGUAUGAGAUCCCUCCGGACCUCGGCGCCAACAAUGGAAAUAAAGAACUAGGCAACAAUGCCACAGACAGCAAUUUAGAUGCCAGGUUGGAAAAAAUUGUUGACAAAUCUGCCACAAAGGGCCGUCAUGUUAAAGUCUCCAAUUCUGGGCGGUUCAAAGAGAAGAAGAAGAUUCGAGCAACUCUGGCGGAAAAUCCCAGUCUAUUCCCUGAAUCUGCUCGGACAGACAAGAAUAACGUGGUUGAAAAUUAACAAAUAUUUCACAUUAAAUGGGACCAUAACGGUUUAUUUGUGCAAGACUUUCCGUCACUUUAUCCAAGCCACAAGGAGCUACUUAUGCAUGGAAUAAACUGAAACAACAAAUGUUUUAACAUUUUUGAAUGUCUUUAAAAUGUCAAAAAACUUAAAGAGAUAGUUUACCCAAAAUUGAAAAUUCUCUCAUUACUUUACUUAUUCUUGUGUUGUUUCAAACCUGUAUACAUUUUGAAGGAAAAUUCAUGAGCCCAGUUCACUUUCAUAGUAUAAUUUUUUUCUGUGGAAGAUGAUUGAUUUGGUUACUAACAUUCCUUAAAAUAUCUUCCUUCGUGUUCAUCAGAAAAAAGAAAUUUAUGCAGGUUUGUAACAAUAUGAGAGUUAGUAAAUGACAGAAUUUUCAUUUUUGGGUGAACUAUCCCUUUAAAGGGGUAUUUUCCACAGAGUAAUUUUGUGCUUAACUGUAAAUCACGAAACAUUGUAUUGUUAUGCUUAUUAAAUGUGAUAUUAUCACUGUCGGACAUAUAAAAGUCUUAAAGACAAAUCCAAAAUCUUCAAAUUUCAAAUGAACUUUUGCAUUGCACUUAUAGGAUGGUCAUAAAGUUGCAUGCACAUUUUUGCAUCCUGUGGGAAACAGAGUUUUGUUUAGAUUGCAUUCAAAUGGACUGCUGUGCCUUUUGAUUAUCACUUGAUGUGUUUUUUGUAUUAUUUUUUUAUGUUGUGAAAAUAGAUCUUGAUUCCUUUAUCUGCUUUUUAUUAGCUUACCAUAAAAGAGUUUCAAUUGGGGUGUGGACAUGUGAGAAACCAGAUAAGGCUAUAGCCUGAACCUCCAACUAGAACAACAUUUUCAAUUUGCCUGAUUUGUGCUGUCUAUUGUUUCCUGUAACCUGUGCGGGCUAUUGUUAAACAUCCCAAUAAAGAUAUUUUAUUGACA